AUGGAAGUAAAAUUCAUUAUUGGCAAGUACAGUGACAGGAGACCCCAGAGAACUGAGCCGCAAAGAAUUUGCUGAGCUUUGUGGCUAACUCCCUGGCCUAGUUUGAUCUUGAAGUCAUUGUUUUGGAUCAUCCUUUCAAAUCUGUUCCUACACUUAAGAGCCACUCAGCAUGUGACUGAGCUCCCUCCUGAGUUCAUUUGCAUCGACCUGUCAGAGCUGACUUUCAGUGGAUAUACAUCACAUCAAACCAUCCAACAGAUGUCCCUUUCAAAUAACUUGGAGCAGAACCAACUAUAUGGAGAAGUCAUAAAUGAGGAAAUACAACCAAGGAUUUUCAAUGGCUUGGCAUAGCUCCUUUCACAGAAGACUUGGUCUCUUGAUUGGAUCCUGAAAUAUGUGAGCAUAAGCAAAUUGACUCUCACCCCAUUUGUGGCUCACUCUGUGACAGGAGACUCAAAGGGACACUCUGGAAUCUAAAAUCUUCAUUAUCUCAAUGACGUGUCCUACAAUUCCAUAUCUCCAAGAAAGAAUACAUUUAAGAACAGGGAUAAAAGAAAUUAG
Messenger RNA from Chrysochloris asiatica (Cape golden mole), 561 nucleotides. Its product is annotated as chromosome unknown open reading frame, human C15orf54. NCBI's taxonomy places the organism in Eukaryota, Metazoa, Chordata, Mammalia, Afrosoricida, Chrysochloridae. The record is from RefSeq and is a predicted model, not a curated record.